Messenger RNA from Aspergillus steynii IBT 23096, 2703 nucleotides. RefSeq names its product serine/threonine protein kinase SCH9 (gene schA). Lineage: Eukaryota; Fungi; Ascomycota; Eurotiomycetes; Eurotiales; Aspergillaceae. The record is from RefSeq and is a predicted model, not a curated record. Gene Ontology annotation, molecular function: protein serine/threonine kinase activity; ATP binding. The transcript is spliced from 2 exons. Gene Ontology annotation, biological process: protein phosphorylation. The coding region runs from base 1 to 2703 and encodes 900 amino acids.
AUGGCUAACCGCCUUCACAGUCACGGCCUGCAUGAGGACGACAACCAGGAUCAGAUCGGCUCCAAAAGUCCCAGUCCGACGGGAGUCGCUACACCGCAACCCGAUCCUUCAGACAAGCGUCUGCCAUCCAUAAUGCACAACUUCCUUCAGGUUGGUGUUCCCUUUGGUCAUCAAUCCAACCCCUCCAAACCACGGACCUUUCCUUCUGAGACUCCUACCUCCGCGUACUCUGUACAGUCGAAUGCGCCUGCGACGAGGACGUGGGAUCACCGAAGUUCCGGCCAUUCUUCCCCCUCCCCGUCGGGGUCUUAUGUCAUGACGGGACGCGAUGCGGCUUCGGAGAUGAAGUCGUCGCUCGCUGCCCGAGACAAUCACUUUGUCACGCCAGAGAACCUGCCCCCGACGAAUCUACCUACUCCCCCUUACUGCUCCGCAUCUUCCCUUCUCCAGAAAGACUCGGACGAGGCGGAAUUGGGGUCCUCGGGCCCGGACAAGAGCGUGGGCUCGAUCUUUAAUGCGUUGAAGAACUAUCUCUCUCCUUCGGGCAGCUCCUCCCCUGAACCUCCCGCCCGCCGUCACACCUCUCACCCAGUCUCUAGCGUCUCUGGCGAUCCAGUCCUUGCCUCCCACUUCUCCAAUCCUACCCUCUCGUGUACUGCAGAUGCUUUGUGUUUGCCGGACACCCCCCUCUACGACCAUGAGAAGCCACAUGUUUCUACGUCUUCUGAGAACCUUGCGAAGCUAACUGGAAAUGUGUCUGAUCUGUCGCAUCUAAAGAAUACGCCCCCUCUCACACCGCGGGCCAUGUCCAACGAUGGUUCUCAAGCCGAUAAGAAACCCGACACCACGCCACCCACGUCGGAGCCCACGCAACCCGACCCCGUCGCCAAGUCCACCGACGAGAUCGCGGGCAAACUCAAUGAAGCCUUUCCAUCUCCGUCCGAGAGUCCUCAACCGGAUGGCCCGCCCGUUGGCUCGCUCAAGGGACAGCUUUACGUCAAUAUCUCUCAGGCUCGGGGACUCCGACCUGGUUUCGAUCCCUACGUGGUCUGCGUGUUUGAAUGGAACGAAUGCAUCUCGAAAAGUGCCCAGGACGAAGAGGAAGCCUCGCUCGAACGCCAGCAAAAGGAACAAGAAAAGUCGGAGCUCGAGGCCGGUCGACCCAUGGCCAUUCCCAUGAAGAGCCGUCAGAGCAGCAACAACAGCGCCCUCGACGGCCCUGACCACAGAAGCCGGGCCCCCGUUACCGACCCCCACUGGAACCAUGAAGCUACCUUUGAUGUGCUCGGUGACCAAUCCGAGGUCGAUGUUUCGGUGUAUGACCGUAAGGACCAAGAGGCGUUCUUGGGUCACGUGCGACUCUGCGUUAACCUCAAUGAAGAUAACAGCCGGCUGGAAGGAUGGUUCCCGUUGAAGGCCCGGGGAGCCGGUGAUUCGCAAGUGUCUGGCGAAAUUCACAUGGAAAUGCGGUUUGAGAAGACGGAGAAGAAGCAGGUGGGCCCUAAUGACUUCCAGAUUCUGAAGCUUAUCGGCAAGGGCACGUUCGGACAAGUCUACCAAGUCAAGAAGAAGGAUACGCGCCGAAUCUACGCCAUGAAGGUCCUGUCGAAGAAGGUGAUUAUCCAGAAAAAGGAGGUUGCUCACACCCUCGGGGAACGAAACAUUUUGGUCCGAACCGCAAUGGCAGCGUCUCCCUUCAUCGUCGGCCUCAAGUUUUCCUUCCAGACCCCCACGGAUCUCUACCUAGUGACGGACUACAUGUCGGGCGGCGAAUUGUUUUGGCAUCUGCAGAAGGAGGGGCGCUUCCAAGAAGCUCGCGCCAAAUUCUAUAUCGCCGAGCUGAUCUUGGCUCUCCAACACCUGCACGAGCACGACAUCGUCUACCGCGAUCUCAAGCCGGAGAAUAUUCUACUCGAUGCGAACGGCCAUAUCGCGCUCUGCGAUUUCGGGCUGUCCAAGGCGAAUCUCACCCAGAACGACACCACCAACACGUUCUGUGGUACAACGGAAUACUUGGCUCCCGAGGUGCUACUCGACGAGCAAGGAUACACCAAGAUGGUUGACUUCUGGUCGCUCGGCGUCCUUGUCUUUGAGAUGUGCUGCGGCUGGAGUCCGUUCUACGCCGAGGAUACGCAGCAGAUGUACAAGAACAUCGCUUUCGGUAAGGUUCGGUUCCCGCGAGAUGCUCUCAGUACGGAAGGACGGAAUUUCGUCAAGGGCUUGUUGAACCGGAACCCCAAACACCGACUCGGAGCCAAGGGCGAUGCCAAAGAACUCAUGGAGCACCCGUUCUUCCACGACGUUGACUGGAAAGCCUUGUGCCGGAAGGAAGUCAUCCCUCCCUUCAAGCCGAAGCUCAAGUCCGACACGGACACCUCCAACUUCGAUCCCGAAUUCACCAAUGCUCUCAAUGCCUCGUUGAACGACCGAGCGGCUGCCGUGGCCAACGGGUUUAUGACGGCCUCGACACCGCUCUCCCCCGGCAUGCAGGCCAACUUUAAGGGCUUUACGUUUGUGAACGAGAGCUCGAUUGACCAUCACAUGAAGAACGAGCCCGGCGACCACAUGGACGAGGACACGGAAACGUGGCAACGAUCCCACCGCAAGCAGAACUCGACGGACCACCGCAUGAGUGGCGUCCAGAAGACCCACGACGGCGCCGAGCCGGGCAUUUUCAACGUUGAUGAUAACUUUGACAUGUGA